Messenger RNA from Microplitis demolitor, 4071 nucleotides. Its product is annotated as probable phospholipid-transporting ATPase IIB. The transcript has 3 exons. The record is from RefSeq and is a predicted model, not a curated record. Gene Ontology annotation, biological process: phospholipid translocation; endocytosis; retrograde vesicle-mediated transport, Golgi to endoplasmic reticulum. Bases 297 to 3614 code for a protein of 1105 amino acids. Lineage: Eukaryota; Metazoa; Arthropoda; Insecta; Hymenoptera; Braconidae. Gene Ontology annotation, cellular component: endosome; trans-Golgi network; plasma membrane. Gene Ontology annotation, molecular function: ATP hydrolysis activity; magnesium ion binding; ATP binding.
CCCCGUAGUACUUAGUAUUAUUUUUAUCAGUAAAUUAUCAGUAAUCUUCCACCAAAAAGUAACUUGUAAUUAAAACUAAUCAAUUUCCUAAUUAAUUAAGACAUUAAUAAAUAAAAUAAAAUAAAUUUGAGUUCCCAAUAAAUUUUUUGUCUUCCAAGUGAAAAGUGAUGGCAGUUUAAUUUAAAAAAUUAAUAAUUAAUAAAUAAUAAUUAACGACCUGUGUUCUAAUUAAAAAAAAAAAAUCAAAGCUGAUAAGGCAUUUCGAUGGUAUUUAAAAAUUCAAUUGUUUUGGCAGUAUGAGGUUAGAAGAGAUGCCAUUACGAAUGACAACAGAGGAUCGUAACUUUGAUAUGGACGAGGAGACUGAUUAUUUAAUUCAACCUUCUGAUGAAAAUUUUCGUCCAAUUUUAAAACGAAACCGUCGUCUCAAUGCCUGCACACAUUUUCUUAAGUGUUUUUUCUGCGGGUGCUGUACCUGGAUGUGGAGAAGAUGCUGCCGUGAAAAAGAAUAUCAGUCGAGGACGAUAGUAAUCGGCAUGCCAGUGACGGAAAAAUUUCCUACAAACGUCAUUAGGAAUCAAAAAUAUAAUAUUAUUACUUUUUUACCAUUGGUACUAUACCAACAAUUUAAAUUUUUUCUGAACCUCUACUUUCUUAUAAUGGCCAGCUCACAAUUUAUAUCAGAUAUGAAAAUAGGUCAUUUGUACACCUACUGGGGACCACUUUGCUUCGUACUAUCAGUAACAACAUGCCGAGAAGCCGUCGAUGAUUAUCGUCGGUACAAACGGGACAAAGAAGUAAACGGACAGAAAUACAAGCGUCUUAUCCGAGGUACAGAUCAACCAGAAUUGAUACCCAGCUCAAAACUAAAAGUCGGGGACAUGAUAAUUGUCGAGAAAGGCCAGAGGGUUCCCGCGGACCUGGUCCUGCUUCGAACGACUGAGAAAUCCGGUGCGUGUUUCGUCCAGACGGAUCAGUUGGACGGAGAGACGGAUUGGAAGUUACGACUCGCGGUGCCACUGACGCAGAAACUGGAUCACGACAGCCAGUUGUUUGAGAUAAAGGCCAGUCUGUAUGUUGAGAAACCGCAGAAAGACAUCCACGGGUUCAUCGGCACUUUCACGCGCGAGGACGAAGUCAAUAGCGAAGAAAGUCUGGGUGUCGACAACACUCUGUGGGCCAACACCGCAGUGGCAUCCGGAUCAGCCCUAGGUAUCGUCGUCUACACCGGCCACGAGACGCGAUCGCUGAUGAAUCAUUCGGCGCCACGGUCUAAAGUUGGUCUGCUAGAUAAAGAGAUAAACCAACUCACCAAAGUCCUCUUCUGUGCAGUGAUAGGUCUCUCCUUGGUGAUGAUGUGUCUGAAAGGAUUCAACGGUCACUGGUACAUCUACAUGUUCCGUUUCGUUCUUCUCUUUUCCUACAUCAUCCCCAUCAGCUUGCGUAUAAACCUCGACAUGGGUAAAUUUUUCUACGCCGGUUGCAUCCAAAGGGACAAAGAAAUAGCAGGAACUGUAGUCCGGACCACGACAAUCCCCGAAGAACUAGGACGUAUUUCUUACCUACUUAGUGACAAAACUGGAACACUUACUCAAAACAAAAUGGUCUUCAAAAAACUUCAUCUGGGCACCGCAUCCUACGGCCAAGAAACCUUUGACGAAAUAACGAGUGUCUUAAAAAAUUAUUAUCCAGUUGGUGGGGAAAAUUCACCGACAAAAACUACUUUGAAUCGCGGCAAGGUACGGAGAAGUGAAAGCACGCGUAUCUACGAAGCUAUUCACGCCCUCGCGUUAUGUCACAACGUAACGCCGGUUUAUGACAACAUGAACAACGUUAAUAAUGUUAAUAGCAAACAGCUGGACAGCGUUAGCGUUGAAACAGAGACAACUGAGACGGGGUCAAUACAGAGCCAGACGGAAUCAGACCAACAUUAUUACCCAGAACAGAAGCGCAAUUACCAGGCAUCCAGCCCAGAUGAAGUGGCUUUGGUUAAAUGGACUGAGGACGUAGGACUCGCGUUAUUUAAACGCGACCGCACUACCAUGCAACUCAAAGCAAUUAACAAUGGCCAGAUUUUAUCUUACACUAUUUUGCAAGUAUUUCCAUUUACUUCUGAGACGAAACGCAUGGGAAUUAUCGUCAAGGACGAGGCUACCAAUGAGAUAACGUUUUAUCUAAAAGGCGCAGAUGUCGUCAUGUCGGGAAUAGUUCAGUACAAUGAUUGGCUGGAUGAGGAGUGCGGGAAUAUGGCGCGUGAAGGUUUCCGUACCCUGGUGAUUGCCAAGAAACAUCUCACUGAGGAACAGUAUCAAGACUUCGAGAUCCGAUACAAUGCCGCCAGGUGUGCGACAAAUGAUCGCCCGUCGCGCGUCGCUGCUGUGAUUGAGUCUUUGGAGCGUGAAAUGGAACUGAUCUGCGUUACUGGAGUCGAAGAUCGUCUGCAAGACCGCGUAAGACCAACUCUAGAGCUCCUGAGAAAUGCUGGGAUUAAAAUAUGGAUGCUGACAGGUGACAAAUUAGAAACCGCAACCUCUAUUGCUAAAUCUUCAAGACUUGUAUCGCGGACCCAAAGCCUACAUGUAUUUAAACCCGUUGUCACACGUACUGAUGCUCAUCUAGAGCUGAAUACAUUCCGUAAAAAACAAGACUGCGCUCUGGUGAUCAGCGGAGAUUCCCUAGAAGUAUGCCUACAAUAUUACCAGCAAGAAUUUAUGGAACUCGCGUGCGGAUCACCGGCAGUUGUCUGCUGUCGCUGCUCCCCGACUCAAAAAGCCGAAGUCGUGACUCUGAUAAAGAGUCACACGGGAAAGAGAACAGCCGCCGUUGGAGACGGAGGCAAUGAUGUUUCGAUGAUCCAAGCUGCUGAUGCAGGAAUCGGGAUCGAGGGGCUCGAAGGCCGUCAAGCUUCGCUGGCUGCUGACUUCUCCAUUUCCCAGUUCAGCCAUCUCUCGAACCUGCUUAUAGUCCACGGGCGACGCAGCUACAAACGCUCAGCUGCGCUCAGUCAAUUCGUCAUCCACCGCGGGCUCAUCAUAUCAACCAUGCAAGCGGUUUUCUCAGCGGUAUUUUAUCUGUCUUCUGUCGCCCUCUAUCAGGGAUUUCUGAUGGUGGGUUACGCGACUGUAUUCACCAUGUUCCCGGUGUUUUCCCUUGUCCUGGACAAAGACGUGUCUCGCGACGUGGCGUUGAGAUUCCCCGAGCUGUACAAAGAGUUGAGCAAAGGCAGGAGUUUGUCCUACAAAACCUUUUUUAUGUGGGUACUAAUUAGCAUUUAUCAGGGAGGCAUCAUUAUGUACGGCGCGUUAAUUAUGUUUGAGGAUGAGUUCAUUCAUAUUGUCGCGAUAAGUUUCUCAGCGUUGGUACUAACCGAGUUGAUAAUGGUCGCACUUACGAUACGUACAUGGCACCACAUUAUGGUGCUGGCUGAAUUUUUGUCACUUGCGCUUUAUUUACUUUCUCUGUUUAUUCUCAAAGACUUCGACUCGGACUUUAUAACAACGACAGAUUUUCUGUGGAAAGUACUGGUUAUUACUCUGGUGUCUUGUUUGCCUCUUUAUAUUUUGAAAUUUUUAAGAAAGAAAUUUUCGCCUCCUAGUUACUCUAAGCUAUCAUAAAUUAAUGUAUUCAUUAAAAUUCAUAAAUUUAUUAAUUAACUUAAGGGCAGUCUCAGAAUGUUGGCAUGAAGAUUUUACUGAAAUUUAUUUAUUGUCGCGUCAACUUCGCCCAGAGAGGGAAUCAACUAAAAGUCUCCCCCACUACCGGAUAAUUUUGAACUGCGCAAGGUGGGGGUAAAACCCGAAAAUACCCGAAGUAAAUAAUUUUUUUAAAAUCUAUAUUUUGGCAAAAUAAAAUAUUUAAAAAAAAAAGGGGGGGGGUCUGAGAAUUACUCUAGAGGUCAAUAAAAACAUUUUCCAUCCGCCAUUUUGUUUUUCUGACAGCCAUUUUGUCGCAGAUUAAAAAAUUGAUAAAAAAAUAAAAAACUUGGUAUUUUCUAUAAUAAUUAAUUAAUAAAUUUAUUAAUCAAUGAACUAAUUGCUGAAUAAUUAAACUGUACAUUGUAAAUACCGGAAA